GGCUCCCCCUUCGUUCCUUCCCAUUGUAAGCUACAGUAUCAAGCUAACGGUAUUUCCUGAGAAGAAACUAUUCAUGGCUGCCUCAAAGAAAUUCUACGAGAUGACGGCGAAGCUCUUAACAGGAGAACUGUUCAAUUUCUCCUCUCUCCAGGGCAAGGUGGUGCUUAUCGAGAACGUCGCUUCCCUCUGAGGUACGACCUCCAGGGAUUACACCCAGAUGAACGAGCUCCAUGAUCGGUACGCCGGCAAGGGGCUUGUGAUUCUGGGAGUGCCCUGCAAUCAAUUCGGACAUCAGGAAAACUGUAACAACGAAGAGAUCCUUUUGUCCUUGAAGUACGUCCGUCCUGGAAAUGGCUUUGAGCCAAAGUUCCAGCUCCUGGGGAAGGUAGACGUGAACGGAAAGGACGCCGACCCCCUGUUCCAGUUCCUGAAGGAGAAACUGCAGUUCCCUAGCGACGAUCCCAUGUCCCUCAUGGGAGACCCCAAGUGCAUCAUCUGGAGUCCCGUCUGCAGGAACGAUGUCGCCUGGAACUUCGAGAAGUUUCUCAUCGGCCCUGACGGAGAACCUUUCAAGAGGUACAGCCGGAGGUUCCUAACCAGCAACAUUGAGGGCGACAUCAAGAAGCUCCUUAACCUUGCUAAUUAAAGAGUCCCUAGUCUUGUUCACGCAGAAGCUGUGUUGUUCACAUUUAGGGACGUUUAGCGACACAUUAAAUGGGAACAUUCAUUUAUAUCCAUCAGAGUAGAUGGUGUGUUUUCUACCGUCCAAACUAUCAAUGACGAUGACUUAUGCUUUCUGACCACCUGUGCUUCUGUAUGUGGGACAUUUACUGUAUGAAGACAUCCUUUGAAACCAAAUGUAUUGAGAGGGAUCUCUGAUGAAAUGUAAAGGCCUUCGCAUUACAGUUGUACUGUGUCCACGAAAAGCAUAAGGCAUCAUGUAAAUGACAAAUAAAUGGUUGAAUGAA
Messenger RNA from Hypomesus transpacificus, 968 nucleotides. It is a transcript of the gene gpx1b, whose product is annotated as glutathione peroxidase 1b. The record is from RefSeq and is a predicted model, not a curated record. Gene Ontology annotation, biological process: response to hydrogen peroxide; hydrogen peroxide catabolic process; response to selenium ion. The transcript is spliced from 2 exons. Gene Ontology annotation, molecular function: glutathione peroxidase activity. Gene Ontology annotation, cellular component: mitochondrion; cytosol. Lineage: Eukaryota; Metazoa; Chordata; Actinopteri; Osmeriformes; Osmeridae.